GUAAUUAGAGUGCGCCAGAGUGAAUAGAUGUGGCGCAAUGAAUGGGAGUGUACUUGUAAACUAAUCAAAACAAAAAUAAAACAAUCGUGACCAUGACAUCAUUAUUAAGUACGCGAUAUAUGACACAACUUAUUAGUUAGAUUGCAAAAAAGAUAAAAGGUGUGCGAAUUUUGUACAAAAUAAAAAACAAAACAGGAGAUGAGUAUUCCACAGAACGAGUUUGAAGUAGAGUCAGACCAAAAUAAGUUGGCAGCGAUUUUGAUAGCCGAGCCUGUGCAAGUGUUAAGUAAACGUCAUAAUUUCAUAGAUGUUUGACGUUUAAAAUAAGACUUGCACUGUAUGGACUGCCAAAAUCGCUGCCAACUUAUUGUGGUUUGACUCUAUGCGUGUAAGAAUUUAUUUAAAUAAAAAAUCUGUAGGAUUGUUAUGACAAAUCAUUGUGUAUGUAUAGGCCUUAAGUUAUCUGUGCCGAACGCUCCCCAAAGUGACGCCUUUUUAGACGCUUCUCUUUGAUUCGAACAUUUCGUUUCGGAAUGACAUUUUGAAACUGUCUCUUUGAAUCCGAACGAUCCAUAGAAAUAUUUUUGAAUUUGAACUAAUAUUACUUACGUAUCCCUUUUUAUUAUAAUAAAUCAUGGAGCCAGAUGCUGGCGUAAUAUUAUCAGCUUUCAAGUACCUAACGAAGGACGACGAGCAAAUUUGCAGGUUAUGCUUGAGCCCUACGCCUCAGUACGCAAAAUAUAUUCAGGAUUCCGUGAUUUUGAAAAAGCCGUAUUAUGAAGACACUGUUACAUAUACUGAGAUGUUCGAAGAACUUGGUGUCAGUGAAGAACCACUACUCCCGCAAACCUUGUGUGAUACCUGCGCCCGGGCCAUUACGAACGGAUAUCUAUUUAAAAAACUUCACGAACAUUCCAAAGACCAGUGGGACACAGUGCUAUCAAGUCUCAACAAAACUUUGAUGCAAGCUGAAACGGUCAGUCCAUCGGUAAGGACUGCUUACAUAGUCCUUAGUGAAACAGGUAACUACAUAGUCACAAGACGGAAGACUCUUUCACCUGAUAAAGAAACUGCUGCAUUGAAAUUAAACAAGAUAAUCAAAAGUAGAUGCCGGUAUGUGCAUCGCAAAAAAACUUGCCUUAUUUGUGAGGAAUGUGGCAUGAAAUUUAAAACGAGAGUUCUCUUGGUUCGACAUAUGAAGUCACACAAAGCUAAGCCUUUAAAUUGCCCUCAAUGUUUCAAAGCUUUUUUAACUCAAGUGCAAUUAACUGAACAUGCAGAGAGAGUACACUAUCCAAAGAAAAUUAAAUGUCCUAAAUGUAAGAAAAUGUUCAGUACACAGAGAACUUUAAAAGCUCAUGAUCGGCAAGAGCAUGUUGCAGUUUUAUGUAAGUUAUGCUUCGUACAGUUCCCAUCUAGGUCGGCAUUGAAAGUACACCUGGACAAACAUGAUGUUAUUAAAUGUCCUCGCUGUAACAAGAGUUUCAUCAACAAACAGACGUUCCGUAGCCAUGUAAAGCAGUGUGGUAAUGCUGAAGCCAAAGUGAUAAGCUUCUUUUGUGACAUUUGCGAGAAAGGCUAUAUUCGUAAAAAUGCUCUGCGCUCACAUCUAAAGAUAGACCAUGGUUUUGGUAAAGUACUUUCAUGCAGUUGGUGUGCUAAGAAAUUUGAUGCUGCUAGCAGAUUACGUAACCACAUAGUGAAGCAUACAAGGGAAAGGAAUUUUAGUUGUGAGCAUUGUAAUGGGAAAUUUGUAACUCAAGCGGCUUUAGUCUAUCAUACUCGCUUGCAUACAGGUGAACGGCCAUUUAAGUGUGACUUAUGUGAGGAAAGUUUCCUCUCAGCUUCCAGAAGGAUGGAACAUAAACGGAGAAAGCAUUUUGGGCCUCAAAUGGAAUGUCCCGUAUGCCACGUCAAGUUUGUACUUGGUAGUCAGCUCAAGAAGCAUGUGGCCCGACAUUCGGAUCCUCAGAGCAAGCUGUAUGUGCCAACGUUAGAUGGUAAACAAGAAAGAAAAUAUGUAGUACGUAAUGUACUUACGAGAGUUAAUUAGAAGAUUAUGUAGUGUGCCUUAUGAAUUUAAUUAGUUAUUAUUUAAUGAAAUAAACAUCUUUUUAAUCUACAA
Cydia pomonella (codling moth) is the source of this 2125-nucleotide messenger RNA. RefSeq names its product zinc finger protein 425-like. Gene Ontology annotation, molecular function: DNA-binding transcription factor activity, RNA polymerase II-specific; zinc ion binding; RNA polymerase II transcription regulatory region sequence-specific DNA binding. Gene Ontology annotation, cellular component: nucleus. The transcript has 2 exons. The record is from RefSeq and is a predicted model, not a curated record. Gene Ontology annotation, biological process: regulation of transcription by RNA polymerase II. NCBI's taxonomy places the organism in Eukaryota, Metazoa, Arthropoda, Insecta, Lepidoptera, Tortricidae. Bases 635 to 2053 code for a protein of 472 amino acids.